This is a messenger RNA of Bombyx mori (domestic silkworm), 1846 nucleotides long. It is a transcript of the gene Saysd1, whose product is annotated as SAYSvFN domain-containing protein 1. Bases 283 to 831 code for a protein of 182 amino acids. Lineage: Eukaryota; Metazoa; Arthropoda; Insecta; Lepidoptera; Bombycidae. The record is from RefSeq and is a predicted model, not a curated record. The transcript is spliced from 2 exons.
CGUUGUCUACGUUGUGACCUAAAGGUCUUUAAUACCAGGUCAACAAAAAAAAAAGUUGUCUACUUUUAUUUAUUGUUUAGAAUUACGUAUUUGUUUUUAUUAAUAUUUUUGUUUAAACCUCUUCUUUUUAAACUUACCUUCUACAAAAGAUCUGAUUAUAUGAGUCUGUUGUCAUAAAGUGUAUUAUAAAUUGUGUGAUAAAUUAAAACUGAUGCCAGCUAGUACAUUAGUAGUAGAUAAGAAAUUAAAAGAAAAAUAUUCAAUAGCCCAAUUUCUUUACGAAUGGAGGCAAAAUUAAAGGAAUAUCGGGCCUUAAGACGCCGAAAAGAAUUGGUAGAAAAUACGAAAGAAAAGAUAAGAAAGUCGAGAGAUAAAAUUGUCAACUUUCUGAUACCACAAGUUUUUUUAGACAUGACCAAAGAUAGAAGCGAAGAAGAGGUUCUGCUCAUUGAAAAUGAAGAACAAAUACCUCAGAAAUUCCAACCUCUACAAACUGAAGACCCGAGUGAUAUAACUUCAGAAGCAAGUGAACUGGAAUCCUUAGAAGAUGAGCCGAAAGAAUCUUGGCAAUAUUUUGCAAUUAAAUGGUCAAUCGGCUCUAUUAUCUGGUUAUCUUUGUACAUGUACUUCUUACAGAUACAGUUUGGUGCUGUAUUUUUUGUAGUAUCUGUUUUAAUAGGUAUUUGCGUUAACACUAGGACAACGCCUAAAAAGCGGGGUGAAGUUUCAGCAUACAGUGUUUUCAAUGAAAACUGUGUGAGUAUAGAUGGCACGUUGAAAGCUGAGCAAUUCGAAAAAGAAAUACGAUAUGGAGCUGGUACAGUACGGUAAUUUUAAUGAUAUGAAAUAUUCAAGAGCAGUGUGUGACACCAUAAAUGCCGAUAUAUUGAGAAAAUUUUAGUAACACUAUUGUUUAAGUAAUUAUUAACUGUUUUAUUCACUUCAGGUUAAUAUUAACUUAAAAUAUUUUGUAUUUAUUUGUUGGAGACUAUUUUGUUGGUAAUUAAAUAUGACUGAAAUACUUGAAAAAUGAAAUAGCACUCAACUAGUGUAUCACUGUUAGUAAAUGAGAAUUAAUUGAAGACUAUGAGGAUAAGAUCUAGAGAUCCCAUUCCACGACGCCCUUCAUGCGGCCAAUGAUCGGAGGCGCUGGCGGGACAUCACAAGGAGUAAAAUCAUGUCGAAUUAUAAUGGUCACGACCCUCAGCAGUGAGGAAACGACGCGAGGAGGAGGAUGAGGAUAAGAAUAUCCAUUCCUAUGUGAAAAUUGACAAUACCUCAAAGUGAGCAAGUAUUAAAUGUUAUUUAUAUAUGAAUUGUAAAGAGAAUAAAACUUUUAUAUAAAGCAGAAUUAUUUUAAAACUUUUAUAUAAAUUUAAUUUAACAUUAUGUAUAUGUUGUUUUUUAGAACCUCAUGUUAUAUAAUUAUUUAUAAUUAACCAAGUUUUUAUUUAUAAUUAAUCUUAAAUCACUUCUCGGACAGAUUUUCAAGAAUGCAGGUGUGUUUGACCUAUUCCAACCUAACUGGCUUGCAUUCUGAUUCAAAGAACAGGACUACUGUUAUACAUUAAAAUUGAAAUUUCAAUAUCAUGGUGGGAGGUCCAGUCAGGUUGUGACAUCUAUGGGCUGUAACCACUAAACAGAAAGUGCUGUGAGCUUGUGAACAUAUGAAUGUUUAGCGUAAUAAAACGUUAUUGUAAUAAUCAAUAGAUAUAAGAGUCUGAUAUGUGUGUAUUGACGUUCAAGAAAAUUAAUAAAAAUAUAAAUUGUGUAUAUUAAACACAAAUCAGUAUUAUUAUUUUUUGUCUGUGAGGUUUGUUUGUACAUAUUAUAUACAUCUCUAUUU